CGGCACCCGGGAAAACCCUCGCCUCGCAUCAAAGUUCCAUUCCACAACCAGAGAAAAAAAAUGGCGGAGACAAAGAUCAAAGGAGAAGUGAUCGGAAUAGACCUAGGGACGACCUUCUCCUGCGUCGCCGUAGCUCGCAACGGCAUGAUCGAAAUCAUAGCCAACGAUCAAGGAAACCGAAUCACCCCUUCCUGCGUCGCCUUCACCUCCGCUGCCGCCGGCUACGAGCGUCUCAUCGGCGAUUCGGCCAAGAACCAGGCCACUCUCAACGCCCGCCGAACUAUCUUCGACAUCAAGCGACUCAUCGGGAAGAAUUUCGGCGACGCCGAGGUCCAGAGCGAUUUGAACUACUUGCCCUACCCGGUCGUCGACAGGGACGGGAAGCCGUGCGUGGAAAUGGAGCUGAACGGGGAGUCGAAAGCCUUCAGCCCCGAGGAAAUCAGCGCCAUGGUCUUGGGUAAUAUGAAGGAGACGGCGGAAUCGUACCUCGGAAGGCCCGUGACCAACGCCGUGGUCACCGUCCCGGCCUACUUCAACGAUUCCCAGAGACAAGCGACCAAGGACGCCGGCACGAUUGCCGGGCUCAAUGUCGCCCGUAUCAUCAACGAGCCGACAGCCGGUGCCCUAGCGUACGGAGUGAACCAAGGUAUGAAAGGGAAGAAGAAAAUUCUGGUGUAUGAUUUGGGCGGUGGGACGUUUGACGUCAGUGUUCUGGAAAUCAACGGUGAUGAGUUCAAGGUACUGGCCACCGGCGGAGACACGCAUCUUGGCGGGGGAGAUUUCGACCACAGAGUGAUGGAGUAUUUCCUCAAGAUGAUAAAGAGGAAGUACAUGAGGGAUGUCAAUGGAGACAGCAAGGCGUUAGGGAAGCUGCGUAAGGAAUGCGAGAGGGCGAAGAGGGUUCUGAGCAGUCAGACACAGGUGAGGGUGGAGAUUGAUUCGUUGCUUCAGGGGAUGGAUUUCUCGGAGCCAUUGACGAGGGCUAGAUUCGAGGAGCUGAAUUUGGAUCUGUUCAGGAGGACAAUGGAUGUAGUGAAGUCGACAUUAGAGGAUGCCAAAGUGAGCAAAUGUGACAUUAAAGAGGUUGUGUUGGUUGGGGGAAGCACAAGGAUUCCAAGGGUGAGGGAAAUGUUGAAGGAGGCGUUCGACGGGAAGGAACCCGCCAAAGGGAUUAACCCAGAUGAAGCUGUGGCUUAUGGUGCUGCUGUUCAAGGAGCCAUGCUCAGCGAUCAAACAGGACUUGGUGUUACAUUGUAUGAUAUCACUCCCUUGAGUUUGGGGAUAGAGAUCAAGGGUGGUGAGAUGUCAAUAGUGAUCCCAAGAAACACAGCCAUUCCUACAAAGAUUUCACCAUGCGGGUAUACCACUACUGAUGACCAGCAAACUUCUGCGUUGUUCAAGGUCUUUCAAGGUGAAAGAGCUUUGACGAAGGAUUGCCUUCCGCUAGGAAGUUUUUGUCUAGAAGGCAUGUCACCGGCUCCAAGGGAAACUGUGUUUAUUGAGGUGACGUUCGAGGUCGAUGCAAAUGGAAUUCUGAGCGCAACGGCCAAGGAAAAGGCAACCCAGAAUUCUAACUCCAUUACCAUUACCAGCUACAAGGGGAAUUUGAGUGUAAGUGAGGUUGAGAGGAUGGUAAGAGAGGCAAGAGACAUGGCUGAACACGACAAGAAGGAGAAGGCACGUAUUGAUGGCAGGAACCGCUUGGAGAGGUGCAUUUACGAUUUGAGCAAGCUAGUAUUGGGCGACGAGAGUGCACUGAGAGAAGCUUCGGAGUGGUUGGAUGAUAACGAGAAUGCUUGCCUGGAUGAUUAUGAAGCUAGAAUCCGGAACUUGGCAUCUUUGUCGAAAUCGUAGUAGCAGCAGCAGCAGUAGGUGUUGAAGAAGGGUGGUAGUACUGGUGGUGGUUAGUUCCAUUAGGGAAUGAUGAAGAAACUCAUACACUGAGCUUCUUUCUUUUGUCUAUAAGAUCGUAAUAGGAGAAAUUUUACAAUGCUAUAUAGUAUUGGUGCUAUAGGGUUUUGUCUUUAUGGUACAACUUAAAAUUGUACAUUUACGUUAUGGUACAACUUCAGAUUGUACCUAUACUUUGUGUACAAAUUCUUUUAUAGUACAACUUGAACUUGUACCUUUAUGUGAUGGUACAACUUCAAGUUGUAAAGUCGUACCAUAACAUAAUGGUACAAAUUGCUUUAUGGUACAACCUAAACUUAUACAUUUAAUGUUAUGGUACAACUUUAAGUUGUACAUUAAAGCACCAAUACUAUAUAGCAUAGUAGAAGUGCUCUCAUAAUAGAUAUGUUUGUGAUAU
Messenger RNA from Linum trigynum, 2308 nucleotides. The record is from the annotation of a GenBank genome assembly. Lineage: Eukaryota; Viridiplantae; Streptophyta; Magnoliopsida; Malpighiales; Linaceae.